Anopheles nili is the source of this 867-nucleotide messenger RNA. Its product is annotated as ubiquinone biosynthesis O-methyltransferase, mitochondrial-like. The record is from RefSeq and is a predicted model, not a curated record. Gene Ontology annotation, molecular function: 2-methoxy-6-polyprenyl-1,4-benzoquinol methyltransferase activity. NCBI's taxonomy places the organism in Eukaryota, Metazoa, Arthropoda, Insecta, Diptera, Culicidae. The transcript has 2 exons. Gene Ontology annotation, biological process: ubiquinone biosynthetic process. The coding region runs from base 1 to 867 and encodes 288 amino acids.
AUGCUUAUAUAUAAACUAUUUGUGCCACAACGAUUAUACCUAACGAUCCGAACUUAUCGUGAUUUCUCGUCAGCUGCAAAAUUUAAACAAGCAUCCUUCAGCAACGUUGACGAGAAAGAAAUGGAACAAUUCACUAGACAUUCUGCAGAAUGGUGGCACCCGCACGGACCAGCUCGCGGGCUACUUGCCAUGAAUGCAAUUCGCGUUCCAUUGAUACGAGAUGGACUUAUUGCAGCGGGAGCUGUUGAAAAAAGACGUAUCUUUCGACCAAACGUUUUGGAAAAAGUGAACAUUCUAGAAGUGGGUUGUGGUGGAGGAUUUCUGACGGAGGCACUUGCUCGAUUGAGAGCCAACGUGGUCGGUAUCGAUCCUUGCGAGGAAUUGAUUAAAGUAGCUAUAGAGCAUGCUAAAAAAAGUACAACAAUGGAGCAGAAUCAUAUUCAGUAUAAAGUGGAAACCAUCGAACAACACGCUUCUAAACAUGGCGAACGCUACGACGCAGUAAUAGCGUCAGAAGUAUUAGAUCACAUAAAUGAUAAGGAGCUGUUCAUUAAGCAGUGUUUGGAUGCCCUCAAGCCAGGAGGAUCCAUUUUCAUUAGCACGAUCAGUAGAACUGUUCCGGCUUGGGUAGGGAUAAUUUUUGCAGGCGAGCAAAUUUUAAAGCUCAUCCCAGAAGGUUCACAUGAAUGGCAUAAGUUCAUAACACCUCAGGAAGUCGAGCGCAUCCUGUGCAGGUAUAACUGUAACACUGUUUUGGUCCGAGGCAUGUUUUACCAAUUUUGGUCAAACCAGUGGUCCUGGACGGAGAAUACUGAUAUGCAUUACGCUCUUCAUGCCCUUAAAAACUACAGUUAUUCUACAGCGUAA